GGGAGGAGGAGGAGGAGGAGGAGAUCUGCAGUGAAACAGAUAAGCUCGGCUUAAUUCCAGCUCAGGAGCGCCUCUGUUCUGUGACUGAAGAACAGAGAGGAGGAGAAGUCUGUGAGUGUGUGAGACUGGGGGAGAAUGAGCAGGAGGAGAAGGCUGAAUAUCGCCAGCAGCAGCACACACAGCUCGCUUUUGCCCUUUUAAACCCGCGGAUCAUUAGCAGAUCGAGUCAUCUGACAGAAAUAGUCCGGAGUGGAAUGGGGAAGGAGGUGAACGGAGUGUCGCGGAGCCGCUUUGAGAUGUUCUCAAACAAUGAUGAGGCCAUCAUCAAUAAGAAGCUGCCAAAGGAACUGUUGUUACGAAUUUUCUCCUUUCUGGAUGUGGUCACCCUCUGUCGCUGCGCACAAGUGUCUCGGUCGUGGAACGUUCUGGCUCUAGAUGGCAGUAACUGGCAGCGCAUCGACCUCUUCGACUUCCAGAGGGACAUUGAGGGUCGUGUGGUAGAGAACAUUUCAAAGCGAUGUGGAGGUUUCCUGAGGAAGCUCAGUCUCCGAGGCUGUUUAGGUGUGGGAGACAGCGCACUCAGGACGUUUGCACAGAACUGCAGAAACAUCGAGCUGCUCAGUCUGAACGGCUGUACAAAGAUCACAGACAGUACCUGUAACAGUCUGAGUAAAUUCUGUCCCAAACUGAAGCACUUGGAUCUCGCCUCAUGCACCUCCAUCACCAACCUGUCUCUCAAAGCACUCAGUGAGGGCUGUCCGAUGCUGGAGCAGCUGAACAUCUCGUGGUGUGAUCAGGUGACCAAAGAUGGCAUCCAGGCGCUCGUCCGCUGCUGUCCGGGGCUGAAAGGCCUGUUCCUCAAAGGCUGCACACAGCUGGAAGACGAGGCUCUGAAACACAUCGGUGCUCACUGUCCAGAGCUGGUCACUCUCAACCUGCAGACAUGUUCACAGAUCACAGAUGAAGGCUUGAUAACGAUUUGUCGAGGUUGUCAUCGGCUGCAGUCUCUGUGUGUGUCUGGCUGUGCAAACAUCACAGACGCCAUUCUAAAUGCCCUGGGACAGAACUGCCCUCGUCUCAGAAUAUUAGAAGUGGCUCGCUGUUCACAACUCACAGACGUCGGCUUUAGCACACUCGCACGGAAUUGUCAUGAGUUGGAGAAGAUGGAUCUGGAGGAGUGUGUACAGAUCACAGACAACACGCUCAUCCAGCUGUCCAUACACUGCCCUCGGCUCCAGGUUCUCAGUCUGUCUCAUUGUGAGCUGAUCACGGAUGAGGGGAUUCGUCACUUGGGCAGCGGGCCGUGUGCUCACGACCGACUGGAGGUGAUCGAGCUCGAUAACUGCCCGCUCAUCACCGACGCCUCGCUGGAGCACCUCAAAACCUGCCACUGCCUCGACCGCAUUGAGCUGUACGACUGCCAACAGAUCACACGCGCGGGGAUUAAGAGGCUCAGAACUCACUUGCCCAACAUUAAAGUCCACGCCUACUUUGCACCUGUGACUCCGCCACCUUCGGUAGGAGGAAGUCGACAGAGGUUUUGCCGCUGCUGUAUCCUGCUAUGAUGUCACAGUCUCCGCCUCCUCGACCUUGGAUGACCUUUGACCCUGAUUGUCCAGUAGCACAUGCUGAUGGAUCACUUGGUAAAGCAAACGAGGGAGAGAGACAUAGAAAGAGAGAGAGAGACAGACAGAGAGAGGUGUGUGUAUGUGUGUGUGUGUGUGUCCUUACAAAGUGUUAAAUAUGUUGGGUUUCUCACUUUUCCUUCUAAAAUCCACUGCACAUCUAAAAGUAUUUAUAAUUCUUAAAAUAAGAAUGCACAGUGUUGCUGAACAGCACCCCCUUCUGCCAGGUAGACAUGAAAGGUGGGGCAGUAAGUGAGCAGUCGAUGAGUCAUGAGUCAUUUGGGGAGUGGUUCGGUUAGUCAUGGGUCAGUUAAUGUGUCUGUGAGUCGAGUCCAAGAGUCGGUUAGUGAGUGAGGCAUGAGUCAGUCAGCAAGUGAGUCAUGGAUCGUGAGUCGGUCUGCAAGUGAGUCAUGAGUUGAAUAGACGAGUCCAGGAGUCGAGUCCAGGAGUCGGUUAGUGAGUGAUGCAUGACUUGGUGAGUGAGUGAGUCAUGUGUCAAUCAGCAAGUGAGUCAUGAGUCCAGGAGUCGAGUCCAGGAGUCGAGUCCAGGAGUCGAGUCCAGGAGUCGAGUCCAGGAGUCGAGUCCAGGAGUCGAGUCCGUCAUGACUUGUUGAGUGAGUGAGUCAUGAGUCAGUCAGCAAGUGAGUCAUGGGUUGGUUAGUGAGUCAAUUGGCAAGAGAGUCAUAGAUCAAUUAGUGAGUCCAAAUGUCGAGUCCAAAUGUCGAGUCCAAAUGUCGAGUCCAAAUGUCGAGUCUGGGAGUCGAGUCUGGGAGUCGAGUCUGGGAGUCAGGCAAGGCUUAGUCAGUGAGUCAUUUGAAUGAGUUAUGAGUCAGGUGAGUCAUAUGGAUUAGUCAGGUGAGAUAGGAGUCAGUCUGUUGAGUCAGUGAAUCACAUCUAAAAAAUUAAAAUUAUAAACGUGACCAUUGCUCCCAAAUUCAUACUUAAUUAUUUUUAUUGAACUAGUGCUGUUUUCCAAAAGCUCUUCUAGGACAAACUUUAAAAGCCACCAUGAAUGGUCACACACACACACACACACACACACACACACACACUGUCUCUCUCUCUCUCUCUCUCUGUCUGAGGUUUAUCAUACAGAGGAAGCUGACUAUUUUUCUAAAGCAGUAAAAUAUGCCAAAAGCUGCAUGUUACAAAUCUAGUUUUUAUAAAAAAAGAAAAAAAAACAAUCCAUAUGAUGGGCGGGGCCUGAACACAGGCAGCCAAUGGGGAAGCAGGAAUGGAUGACUCAGCGGCAUCACAACCAGCCAGCCAAUCAGACUGGACCGGAUCGCAAGAGGUACAUGGAACUUUGAGUGGGCGGGGCCUGCAUGCACAGCCAAUUAGAGAUAAGAAAGGAGUGAGUGGUGUCACAGUCGGCCAAUCCGAUCGCAGGAGGACAGAGACGAUCAGUGACAUCAUACAUGGUGGAUUUAAAGAGUGAUGGAAAGUUCACACCAUUUUUGUGUGUGUGUGUGUGUGUGUGUGUGUGUGUGUGUGUGUGCGCCCCACCUCCACAUGAGAAACCAGAAUGAGAAAAUGAGCUCAACCAAUCAGAGAGUGUGUAUUAGUGUUGUCACUGUCAAUAUGUUUUCUUGUUUGUGUGUGUGUGUGUGUGUGUGUGUGUGUGUGUGUGUGUGUGUGUGUGUGUGUGUGUGUGUAUAUGUAUGUGUGUGUGGCAGAGGCUUUGGUUUACACACUCCACCCAUGAAGGAGAAACUGGAUCCACACACACUCUGAUUCAUCACUACAGGAGCUGACUGGUUUAAGAAACAUCACACACACACAGACACACACACACACAAUGUCUCUCCAUUUUACACACGUCUGUCUGUCUGUCUCUCUGUCUCUGUCUCUCUCUCUCUCUCUCUUUCUCUCUCUUUCUCACUUUGUCUUUCUGUUUGUUUGUACAGUACAGAACACACUUGGAGUGUGUGUAUGCGUGUGUGUGUGUGUGUGUGUGUGUGUUGAGGAUGAUGUGACUGUAGUUAUUGCAAUUACACUUGUUGUAAAUCUGUUCCCUUUUACUUUGUUUUUGUUUUCCUUUUUACGAUUAACCCCUAUAAAUAAAUAAAUGAAUAAAUGAAUAUGUAUGUAUGAAUAAAUAUAUAACUAUAUUAUUAUUAA
This is a messenger RNA of Pangasianodon hypophthalmus (striped catfish), 3746 nucleotides long. It is a transcript of the gene fbxl20, whose product is annotated as F-box and leucine-rich repeat protein 20. Gene Ontology annotation, biological process: SCF-dependent proteasomal ubiquitin-dependent protein catabolic process. The record is from RefSeq and is a predicted model, not a curated record. The coding region runs from base 255 to 1565 and encodes 436 amino acids. Gene Ontology annotation, molecular function: protein binding. Gene Ontology annotation, cellular component: SCF ubiquitin ligase complex. The transcript has 15 exons. NCBI's taxonomy places the organism in Eukaryota, Metazoa, Chordata, Actinopteri, Siluriformes, Pangasiidae.